Messenger RNA from Pyricularia oryzae 70-15, 1011 nucleotides. RefSeq names its product glyceraldehyde-3-phosphate dehydrogenase. Lineage: Eukaryota; Fungi; Ascomycota; Sordariomycetes; Magnaporthales; Pyriculariaceae. The record is from RefSeq and is a predicted model, not a curated record. Gene Ontology annotation, molecular function: NADP binding; NAD binding; oxidoreductase activity, acting on the aldehyde or oxo group of donors, NAD or NADP as acceptor. Gene Ontology annotation, biological process: glucose metabolic process. The transcript is spliced from 3 exons. Bases 1 to 1011 code for a protein of 336 amino acids.
AUGGUCAAGUGUGGUAUCAACGGUUUCGGUCGUAUCGGCCGCAUUGUCUUCCGCAAUGCUAUCGAGCACCCCGACUGCGAGAUUGUCGCCGUCAACGACCCCUUCAUCGAGCCCAAGUACGCCAAAUACAUGCUCGAGUACGACUCCACCCACGGCCGCUUCAAGGGCACCGUCGAGGUCUCGGGCUCGGACCUGGUCGUCAACGGCAAGAAGGUCAAGUUCUACACUGAGCGUGACCCCGCCAACAUUCCCUGGUCCGAGACUGGCGCCGAGUACGUCGUUGAGUCGACCGGUGUCUUCACCACCACCGACAAGGCCUCUGCUCACUUGAAGGGUGGUGCCAAGAAGGUCAUCAUCUCGGCCCCCUCUGCCGACGCCCCCAUGUACGUGAUGGGUGUCAACGAGAAGUCGUACGACGGCAGCGCCAGCGUCAUCUCCAACGCUUCUUGCACCACCAACUGCUUGGCUCCCCUCGCCAAGGUCAUCAACGACAAGUUUGGCAUCGUUGAGGGUCUCAUGACCACCGUCCACUCCUACACUGCCACCCAGAAGACCGUCGACGGUCCCUCGGCCAAGGACUGGCGCGGAGGCCGUGGCGCCGCCCAGAACAUCAUCCCCAGCUCCACCGGCGCCGCCAAGGCUGUCGGCAAGGUCAUCCCCGCCCUUAACGGAAAGCUCACCGGCAUGUCGAUGCGUGUGCCCACCGCCAACGUCUCGGUUGUCGACCUGACCUGCCGCCUUGAGAAGGGUGCCUCGUACGAGGAGAUCAAGGCCGCCAUCAAGGAGGCUGCCGACGGCCCCCUGAAGGGCAUCCUCGAGUACACCGAGGACGAUGUCGUCUCGUCCGACAUGAUCGGCAACAACGCCUCGUCCAUCUUCGACGCCCAGGCCGGUAUUGCCCUCAACGACAAGUUCGUCAAGCUCGUCAGCUGGUACGACAACGAGUGGGGCUACAGCCGUCGUGUCAUUGACCUCGUCACCUACAUCUCCAAGGUUGACGGUGGCAAGUAA